AUGGCAUCCUCAUCGCCCGUAGCCCAUCCGUCCUCGUGGGUAGACACCGCCCUCCCGCUGGGCCUCGAGCUGCAACCGCACGGCUACAUCAUCACCGCCUUCCUCGUGGUUCUCGUCACAUCCGUCGCCUUCAAACUUGCGAAACGGGACAACAGCAUCCCCUUCGUCGAUCCGCCGACAUGGCUCCGCCCCCGGCCGCUGGCACGGAUGGAUUUCUUGAAGACGGGCAUGAGCGUCCUCGACAAGGCGAAGUCCUCGGUUGCGGACAAGCCGUUUAGGGUGUUGUCGGAGAACGGCGAUUUGACGGUGUUGCCUCCGCGGUUUGCUCACAGUAUUCGGAAUGAGGAUGAUUUGAAUUUUAGGGCGUUCAUCAAGGCGGACUUUCACUAUGGGAUUGCGGGUUUCGAGCCCUUCGGCUUCGUUGACCAUGACUCUCAGAUCCUGCAAAAUGUUGCGAGGAAGCAGCUUACGAAGUACCUCAACACAGUAACCGAACCUCUCUCACUCGAAACAGCCUUUGCAGCAAGUCACAUCUUUGGCGAGUCUCCGGAAUGGCGCUCAAUCCCCGCCAAAGACGCGAUCCUCGACCUCGUCGCGCGCCUCUCCUCGCGCGUCUUCCUCGGCGACGAGCUCUGCCGUAACGAGGCCUGGCUGCGCGUCACCAAGGACUACACCGUCAUCUCCUUCAUGGCCGCGAUGAAGCUCACCUUCGUGCCCCGGCCGCUGCGGCCCCUGCUGCACUGGUUCCUCCCGGACUGCCGCCUCGUGCGGCAGCACCUGGCGCAGGCGCGCGCGCUCAUCAGCGGCGUGAUCGAGCAGCGGCGCGCCGCCAAGCACGAGGCCGCGGCCAAGGGGGAGGAGGCGCCGAGCUACAACGACGCCAUCGAGUGGGCUGAGAUGGAGUGCAAGGGGCAGGCGUACGACGCGGCUGUGUUCCAGUUGACGCUGAGCUUUGCGGCGAUUCAUACGACUACGGAUCUGUUGGCGCAGACGAUGCUAUUCCUUGCGAACCAGCCGGAGCUGAUCACGCCGCUGCGCGAGGAGGUUGUGCAGGUGUUGAAGGCGGAGGGGUGGAGGAAGACGGCGCUGUAUAACAUGAAGCUGAUGGACAGCGCGCUGAAGGAGACGCAGCGGAUGAAGCCGAACUCAAUGUUCCAGAUGCGCCGCCUCGCAACCAAGGACAUCACCCUCGACGAAGGCAUCACGAUCCGGCGCGGCGAGCGCCUCGUCGUCGACGCGUCCGCAAUGAAAGACCCCAAAAUCCACGGCGAGGAUGUGGACACGUACGACAUGUACCGGUUCCGGCGGAUGCGCGAGGAGCCCGGCAAGAUGCACAAGGCGCAGCUGGUGACGACGAGCCCCGAGCACCUGGCAUUCGGCCACGGGCAGCACGCGUGCCCGGGGCGGUUCUUCGCGUCGAACGAGGUCAAGGUGGCGCUGUGCCAUCUGCUGCUCAAGUACGACUGGAAGCUGGCGCCCGGCAACACCGCGGACCCGUUCGUGGUGGGGGUCGCGAGGCAGAUCAACCCGAAGACGGUGAUUAUGUUUCGGAGGAGGAAAGAGGAGUUGGAUAUUGACUCGUUGGACUUUGCGGUCGAGGGUGGUGAGAGGGAGUAA
This is a messenger RNA of Colletotrichum gloeosporioides, 1617 nucleotides long. RefSeq names its product Cytochrome P450 monooygenase 1. Bases 1 to 1617 code for a protein of 538 amino acids. Lineage: Eukaryota; Fungi; Ascomycota; Sordariomycetes; Glomerellales; Glomerellaceae. Gene Ontology annotation, molecular function: monooxygenase activity; heme binding; iron ion binding. The record is from RefSeq and is a predicted model, not a curated record. The transcript is spliced from 6 exons.